ACUUUUUUAAUAGCUCCCUUCCAUGAUUCUCAUUCUCUGUCACUAGAAACUUAAGAUUAAAGGAACUUUACUAUAUUUCAAGCACAGUUUAAUCCAUUAAGAUGGAUCUCCUUCACAGCAAUGGAGUACUUAUCAUUCAGCAUUUACAGAGGGACUACAGGGCUUACCAGGAUUUCCUUAAUUUUAUGUCACAUGUUGGUGAUCCCCGGAAUAUAUUUUCAAUUUAUUUUCCUCUUUGGUUUCAGCUCAACCAAGUGGUUGGUACUAAAAUGAUAUGGGUGGCAGUCAUUGGUGAUUGGUUCAACCUCAUAUUUAAAUGGAUUUUAUUUGGCCAUCGCCCUUACUGGUGGGUGCAAGAAACAAUGAUUUAUCCUAAUCAGUCAAGCCCAUGCCUUGAACAGUUUCCUAUAACAUGUGAAACUGGACCAGGAAGCCCAUCUGGGCAUGCCAUGGGAUCAUCCUGCGUCUGGUAUGUAAUGGUCACAGCAGCACUUAGCUACACAGUUAGAUGGAAAGAUAAAUCAGCUGUUACCCUUCACAGACUAACAUGGUCAUUCCUCUGGAGUAUUUUUUGGAUUAUCCAGAUCAGUGUGUGCAUCUCAAGAGUAUUCAUAGCAACACAUUUCCCUCAUCAAGUUGUUCUUGGAGUAUUUGCUGGCAUUCUUGUGGCAGAAGCAUUUGAGCAUACCCCUUCUAUUCAGACAGCAAGCUUGAGAAUGUACAUCAAGACAAACUUGUUUCUUUUCAUCUUUGCCAUUGGCUUUUAUCUAUCCCUCAAGCUUCUUGAUAUUGACUUGCUAUGGUCUGUUCCAAAGGCCAAGAAGUGGUGUGCCAACCCAGACUGGAUAAACAUUGACACAACUCCAUUUGCUGGACUGGUGAGGAACUUAGGCGCACUCUUUGGUUUAGGUCUUGGAAUUAAUUCUGAAAUGUUCAUCAUGAGCUGCAAAGGUAAAAAUAGCUGCAGGAUAAGUUUUCGCAUAUUGUGUGUAGUUGCUUCUUUAGCUACACUGCAGCUGUAUAAUUUUGUUAAGAUACCUACUCAUACUGAGUAUUUGUUCUACAUUCUCUCUUUUUGUAAGAGCGCAGCUAUGCCUCUGACUGUGGUUGCCUUGGUUCCGUACUGUGUCCACUCAUUAAUGAGGACAACUGAAAAGAAACUUAAUUAGGUAAAGUUUCAAAAUGGUUAGCAAUGUGGGGAUGGAUGUGAACUGUUCAAGAUCCCUCUGCAAAGGCAGUUUUGCUAAUUCAUUUAAACCAAGGGGAUGCCACUGCAUCUUUGAUGUACUCCUGGUAAGUAACCAGUACAUGCAAAAUCAGUACACUUAAGAAUGACUUUGGCAGCUCAGAAAUAUUAGUUGCUGAUUUUAUUCCUAGAAAUAUUGCAAGCACACUGCAGUAUGGUUAGUAAUGGCCCAAUACUCUGGGUCAUAACAAAGUUUUAAAGUAUAAUCAACCAUCUUUAUUUAGCUAAAUGGUGGUCUUUUAGUUCUCUCCAUCUCUAGCUACAUAAAGCUUCAAGCAUCAGUUGUACAUAGUGAUACUCGAUAUUUUGGGUUUUAUAUAUAGAUACUGUGUGUUUAACUUCUACAUAAUGGUGUGACAGUGUCACACCACCUACAACUGUAGGGCUGUACCCAGGCACUGUGAAAAAGGCCAGCAUAGUUAUAAACAAGGCUUUAGAUUUAAUUUAUUGAGCUUCCUGAGCAAACCAGCUUCUGAUUAAGUCAGAUGAGAAAAAAAAGUUUAUUUCCAUUGGACUAUGUAGAAUAUAUUUUUGCAUUACUGUGUGGUUUUUGUCAUUUUUACUUUUUGAAAGUGGUCACAUGAAUCAUGAAUGAUACAGAUCACACCUUUGAUAGGGAAAAUGCAUAAAUAUGGUGUAAAAAAUCUUUGGGUUCUGUACAUCUACAGGGAGCAACAAAUGAAAAAAGUUGUCAAUAAUUAAAUUAUCUCAGUAUAUUGUCAAGAAUAUUGUUCAUGCUCCUGUAUUGCAAAGGUAAUUCUCUGUAAUUCUCUCAGAUCAACAGUCACAAGCCUGAAUCACUGUUAGUAGUUGUGUAAAUCAUGAAAAUUUGGUUGCAAAUUGUCACUUCAAGUUUAUAUUCUUGUCAGCUUUACUUAACUAAGCACACAAGUAACGAAUAUGUUGAAUAUAUGUUUCCUAUAUAAAAUGGAUGUUCUAAGUAGGUAAAGGGGGACACUUUCCAUUUUAUUCAUUACUUGGCAUCUAUUGUAUAUUCCCUUUCAGUGCACAAUCUUUAAGCAACAUUUUGCUGAUACCAUCCCAUAAUACUCAAUAUAUAAACUAUAUAUAUAUAUAUAUAGCCUCAGUAUGCAAGGCUAUAAUAUGGGUAAUGAGGGCUGCAUAUGUAUGAUCUGAAAGCAAUAAGACUUAGAAGAUGUAAACAUGAUAUUGUUUCUAGACUUCCAAUUAGGUAGGAAAUAAUUGAAAUAAUCUUAUUUAAUUGGGUAAACAAGGUGAUUAGUUGGGUGUUGGCCUUUGAGAAAGAACAAGAUACAGAUUACAGAUGGAGAUCUGAAAAGAGCAUUCUUAAUUAAGAGCCUAGUAAGACGACCAUGACUUAAGUAAAUUAGUCAUCUGCUUUUAACAGUCUGAGGAGUAUUCUGUUUUGGGCAUCUCCUGAUAUUUUCUCUAAUGGUUCUCUGAACUUUUUUCCCACAGCAACUGACCUGAAACCACUCUUUUCUGUAAUUGUGACUCCUUAAGCAAAAUUAUUAAGUUAAUGGGACUAGACACAAAAAAUGAAGAACAAAGACAGCUAUGACAAAGAUUUCAGCUGUGUUCAAGUUGCUGUGUGCUUUGUUAUUCCUUACCAGUGAGAUGGCUACAGAGGCAUCGCAGAACAGUAGCAGGUCAUCGAGUUAUUGUUCUGUUCCUGGCUCGUCCUAGCCAGCAGUAGGGGAUUCUUCAUGCACAGCUGUCCACUAUUCUCAAAGCAGCAUUUGGAUUUAGUGGCAAUUUUAAGCUGGAAGUUACGGGUAGAGAUCACAUUUCUAGGCUUCUAAUCACGUGAGAGUUUGUUUCCCACCAGUGACAAAGAAUCUUGGCACUUCUCUUGGGGUAGACACAACCAUAAAUGUAGAAUGACAGGUGGCAUUCUGCAUUAUUCUUCUAAGCUCUGUACAGACACAUAGAAAGAUGUGGGUUCUUGCUUUCUUGGAGUGUCCUAUUAAUUCAUUCUGUAAUUUCACUUCUUCAGGGAAAAGGAUGCAGAACAUCUUCCUGUCUGAACCACCUCUUACUUUUUCUUCAACAGUUAAAACGUUACUAUAUCAAAGAAUGGUGGGAAACCUGAAUAAAUUUAGUGCAAUUUUACUAGUAACUUCAGAAGUUAAUUGACUGAUAAUACAAUGGCUAUAAAACA
Molecule: messenger RNA, 3389 nt
Organism: Sturnus vulgaris (Common starling)
Lineage: Eukaryota; Metazoa; Chordata; Aves; Passeriformes; Sturnidae
Gene: G6PC2
Product: glucose-6-phosphatase catalytic subunit 2
Biological process (GO): glucose 6-phosphate metabolic process; gluconeogenesis
Cellular component (GO): membrane
Molecular function (GO): glucose-6-phosphatase activity
Source: RefSeq, a predicted model, not a curated record